Molecule: messenger RNA, 1392 nt
Organism: Hordeum vulgare subsp. vulgare (domesticated barley)
Lineage: Eukaryota; Viridiplantae; Streptophyta; Magnoliopsida; Poales; Poaceae
Exons: 1
Coding region: 120-1082 (320 amino acids)
Biological process (GO): cell surface receptor signaling pathway
Source: RefSeq, a predicted model, not a curated record
GCUCUUCAACAACAUAUAAAGUAGGUACUACUUACCAAUAUACAUCCUCUCCUGGCCGGGUCGAGCCGGGGAAUCAUAGCACAGUCUGGUGCCUUCCUACUUGGCGAUCGAGGCCGAUCAUGGAGCUGGUGAGCACGAUCCUCGCCCUCGCGCUGAAGAUCGCCAAGGCGGUGGAGACGGCCCGAGAGAACAAGGCGAUGUGCCUGGACCUCGCCGACCGCGCGCGCACCAUCUGCAACAUCCUGCGCGAGGACCGCGACUCCGGUGCAAGCAUGACCGCUGGCGGCGGAGACAGCAAGGCCCGCCGUAUAACGAGGCCCGCGCUGGAGAGGCUGAAGGCCGCCCUCGACGACGCGCUCAAGCUCGUCGAGUCCCAUAGGCUGAGCGGCGGCAUCGAGCGGGCGGUCGCCUUCUUCACCGCCGAUGCGGCCCCGAAGUUCCAGCUCCUCCAGACGAGGAUCUCCGACUGCGUCAACGACCUCAAAUACGCCAAGCUGGUCGCUGCUGACCACCGUGCUCACGACGGCAACACAAGAACCGCGCCCCUGAAGCCGUUGCUGCUCAAGCCUUCGCCGCUGCUGCAGCCGUCGCCACUGAAGCCGUCGCUGCUCAAGCCGUUGCCGCUGCUGCAGCCGUCGUCCCUGAAGCCGUCGCCCCUGAAGCCGCCACAACCGGCGGAGCGGGGUGAGGGCGUGGAGUCCUUGCUGAAGUACACAACGACGCUGUCGCCACAACCGGCCGAGCGGGGUGUGGUCGCGGAGUCCUUGCUGAAGUACGCAACGACGCCGCCGCUGCUGAAGCCGCCACAACGGGCGGAGCGGGGUGAGGUCGUGGAGUCCUUGCUGAAGUACAGAACGCCGCCGUCGCUACAACCGGCCGAGUGGGGUGAGGUCGCGGAGUCCUUGCUGAAGCACACAACGACGCAGCCGCUAAAGCCGUCGCCACAACCGGCGGAGCGGGGUGAGGGCGUGGAGUCAUUGCUGAAGUAUACAACGACGACGCCGCCCCAGCCGUCGCCACAACCGGCGGAGCGGGAUAAGGUCGUCGAGUCCUUGCUGAAGUACACAACAACGCCGCCGUAGCAAGGUAAGGGUCGUGGAGUCCUUGCUGAGGCGUGGCCGUAAGAAGCACACAACGCCGCCGGCCUGCCGCCGCAGCAAGGUAAUGGAGUCUUUGAUGUGAAUUGUGAUGCAGUUCUUGAUGUGUGUUAUCUACGAGAGUCUGUGCUUGAGGACGAGAUAUGUGUGGAUCGAUGCAUGCUUUUUUGUCUAGUCUUUUCUGUUUUCAUGUGUUGAUUUUUAUUCUUGUGGCGAGCAUGAAUACAUUGGAAAUCCUAUAAUCACGUGUACUAUUGUUCAGCGGGGACACGCAGUUUUGGAUAGCAGAUCUAGU